Messenger RNA from Suillus subalutaceus, 1832 nucleotides. RefSeq lists its product as uncharacterized. The record is from RefSeq and is a predicted model, not a curated record. Gene Ontology annotation, molecular function: serine-type endopeptidase activity. Bases 114 to 1622 code for a protein of 502 amino acids. The transcript is spliced from 14 exons. Gene Ontology annotation, cellular component: membrane. Gene Ontology annotation, biological process: proteolysis. NCBI's taxonomy places the organism in Eukaryota, Fungi, Basidiomycota, Agaricomycetes, Boletales, Suillaceae.
UGAAAUUGUGUCCUGAAACCUAUGGCUUGCAGCUUGGCAAUCCACGUAUAUAUAAUUUCUUUCCUAUACCACCACGUUCACUUGAAUUUCCUCUCGCCGUGCUUCUGGAAAUUAUGGCACAUUUUGAUACAAACCAUCCAGCUGGAUCGAAAUUUACGGAUCCUUUUGGGGAUGACAGUCGAGAAAAACCCUUUGACGGUUUAGAUGGAAUAAUACAAGACGAUACCACGACUUUCGCAACGACUACGAGCGGAAUUCCUGCACUGGACCCUUCAUCGUCCUCGCGUAGUGCUGGUCAAACAGAGGCACAAUCUCUCAUCUUCAAUUAUCGACGUACAAAGUCGCCUCUCCUACCAAGUCGGCAGCCUACACCGUCGUUGUCUGAAAGAAACACACCAGUUUUCGGCGACUUGAGUGUCCCAUAUAAGGACGAAGACUCCUAUUCAACACGUCCAUCGUCUGUCGUCGGCCAAUCAGACGACCACCUGAUGCAUAAUGCUGCAGAUAUGGGACGCUCAGACAGCUAUCAGGACUUGGAAUACGCAGAACCAUUGGAUGAGAGCUCGAAGCUUGCCGCAGACCGCGCAUCUCCGUUUCAGAAGGCUCUUGGGCUGAACACGGGCAAGUACCCUAUGGAUCAGCGGAUCGAGGACAAGAAGAGGGGUAUCGGACGGCAAAAGUAUCCUGUGAUUGUAUGGGCCCUAACAAUCAUCAUGAUUGGCGUUUUCAUCAAUGAGCUAGUGGUGAAUAGCAGAGCACAAGGUACCCCGGUAUCUUUCAAGCCAGUCGUAAACCCCAUGCUUGGGCCGUCAGAAAGUGCAUUGAUUAAUCUAGGUGCUCGUUUCCCACCAUGCAUGAAAGUUGUUCAAGGACUCCCUUUAACCACUCAAAUGGCUUGCCUCAAUGAUACCGCAAACCCGCCAGAUCGGCUUUGUUCGAUCGAGGACGUAUGCGGUUUUGGUGGCUUUCAAGGCGGCGAGCCCAAUCAGUGGUUCAGAUUCAUCACUGCCAUCUUCCUGCAUGCAGGAUUCAUCCACAUCAUCCUCAACAUGCUCGCCCAGUUGACAAUAUCCGCUCAAAUAGAGCGUGAAAUGGGUUCCGCUGGUUUUUUCAUAACUUAUUUCGCGGCCGGGAUCUUUGGUAACGUGUUGGGCGGUAACUUUUCACUGGUCGGCGCACCUUCACUAGGUGCCAGUGGUGCCAUCUUUGGUACAGUCGCGGUUACAUGGGUGGAUCUUUUCGCUCACUGGCAAUAUCAAUACCGACCUCGUAAAAAGCUCGCCAUCAUGACAGUGGAACUGCUGUUUGGUAUCGCUCUUGGGUAUAUACCUUAUGUGGAUAACUUUGCUCACCUGGGAGGCUUGUGUAUGGGUCUCCUCGUUGGCACAACCCUGUACCCCGUAAUCAGUCCAACGAAGCGCCAUAAACUCAUCAUGUGGGCUUUCCGGCUGGCAGCCAUACCAUUGGCAAUCGUCCUCUUCGUUGUCCUGAUUCGGAACUUCUAUACUUCAGAUCCAUAUGCAGCGUGCUCGGGCUGCAGGUACCUGUCAUGUAUACCUACUGCAUCUAACAAUUAUUGUCAAGGUACAGGCUUUACGACCACUGGCGGGUCGAGUAUUUAAAUGUACACCUUCCGAUCUCAUACUAGGACAUUAACUUCGUGGACUGCAUCAUCACUUUAUGCAUAUCAAUGACCAAUGGACAGUAAGACUACUCUGAUAAUUUGGCCCACUCCCCAGUGAUGAUUAUGAGUGCCUGGAUAUUGCACAUUAUAUCAUGUAUUCGCAACUAGUGUGGCAAUUACUGUAAUAACAAUUAUUUCGCGACGGGAA